Pochonia chlamydosporia 170 is the source of this 291-nucleotide messenger RNA. RefSeq lists its product as hypothetical. Lineage: Eukaryota; Fungi; Ascomycota; Sordariomycetes; Hypocreales; Clavicipitaceae. Gene Ontology annotation, biological process: mitochondrial respiratory chain complex III assembly. Bases 1 to 291 code for a protein of 96 amino acids. The record is from RefSeq and is a predicted model, not a curated record. The transcript is spliced from 2 exons.
AUGUCUCGCUCAAUACGCCGCAUCUACGCCGAUGCCUUUGCGAAAUGGCCCAAGCAAGACCUUCGACCGGACUAUCAACUCCAAGAUGUUCUCAAAGCCGCCGUCGAGGAGCGAUACAAGAACUUUAAGCCUGCCAUGGAAGCAGAGGAGACGUUAAAAGCCAGGGCAUUGCAAUUCCUCGUGCAGGAUAAGUUCAAUAAUCGAGUAGGUGGAUUGGCCACACCAGGGGCCGAGCUUGUUUUGCCAACAAAGCUUGCACGGCUUGAUGCUUGCCUACUUGACUGGUGCUAA